AAAAAAAAAAGAAACGAAAGAAAGAUGUGAUGGAUUUUAAUAUAAAUACUCAACCAUUUCCAACUAUCUGUUUCUCAUUUUCACCAUUGUCUCUCAUCCUUUAUUAUUCUCAUUCACCGGUAAUGGCAAAAGUCUCUCGGAGGAGCAAGAAAACAAUCGUUGAAGAUGAAAUCAGCGAUAAAACAGCGUCUGCAUCUGAGGCUGCGUCCAUUGUCUUUAAAUCCAAACGCAAACGUAAGUCGCCGCCUCGAAACGCUCCUCCUCAACGCAGCUCCCCUUAUAGAGGCGUCACAAGGCAUAGAUGGACUGGGAGAUACGAAGCGCAUUUGUGGGAUAAGAACAGCUGGAACGAGACUCAAACCAAAAAAGGACGACAAGUUUAUCUAGGGGCUUACGACGAAGAAGAAGCAGCAGCACGUGCCUACGACUUAGCAGCAUUGAAGUACUGGGGACGAGACACACUCUUGAACUUCCCUUUGUUUACUUAUGACGAAGACGUCAAAGAAAUGGAAGGCCAAUCCAAGGAAGAGUAUAUUGGAUCAUUGAGAAGAAAAAGUAGUGGAUUUUCUCGAGGUGUAUCAAAAUACAGAGGCGUUGCAAGGCAUCACCAUAAUGGGAGAUGGGAAGCUAGAAUUGGAAGGGUGUUUGGUAAUAAAUAUCUAUAUCUUGGAACAUACGCCACGCAAGAAGAAGCAGCAAUCGCCUACGACAUCGCGGCAAUAGAGUACCGUGGACUUAACGCCGUUACCAAUUUCGACGUCAGCCGUUAUCUAAACCCUGACGCCGCCACAAAUCAUCUCCCGGAUUCUAAGCCAAUUCGAAACGAUCCCGAAUCGUCGGAUGAUAACAAAUGUCCGAAAUCAGAGGAAAUAAUCGAACCAUCUACAUCGCCUGAAGCUAUUACAACUCGCCGGAGCUUUCCCGACGAUAUCCAGACGUAUUUUGGGUGUCAAGACUCCGGCAAGUUAGCGACGGAGGAAGACGUUAUUUUCGGUGGUUUGAAUUCAUUCAUAAAUCCUGGUUUCUAUAACGAGUUUGAUUAUGGACCUUGAUCGUAUUUCUUUACAAAUUUCUUCGCCAUUCAAAGGAAUCAAUAUGUGAAGGUAGCAACUUUAUUAUGAUAAGAAUACAACACCAUUCAGAUGAAUUUGG
This is a messenger RNA of Arabidopsis lyrata subsp. lyrata, 1152 nucleotides long. Its product is annotated as AP2-like ethylene-responsive transcription factor At1g79700. Lineage: Eukaryota; Viridiplantae; Streptophyta; Magnoliopsida; Brassicales; Brassicaceae. Gene Ontology annotation, molecular function: DNA-binding transcription factor activity; DNA binding. Gene Ontology annotation, biological process: regulation of DNA-templated transcription. The record is from RefSeq and is a predicted model, not a curated record. The transcript has 9 exons. Bases 30 to 1052 code for a protein of 340 amino acids.